Theileria parva strain Muguga is the source of this 582-nucleotide messenger RNA. RefSeq lists its product as uncharacterized. The record is from RefSeq and is a predicted model, not a curated record. The transcript has 2 exons. Bases 1 to 582 code for a protein of 193 amino acids. Lineage: Eukaryota; Apicomplexa; Aconoidasida; Piroplasmida; Theileriidae.
AUGCCUAAUAAUGUUAAUGUUAAGGUAAUAAAAAAUUUAUUGACUGUGUUUGGUAAUUUCAGAAAUUUAAGGGCUAAAAAUGAUAAAUUGUUGAAUAUUCAUAAGAUUCCUAAUUACUUUCAAAACUACACUAAAUUAACUUUAUAUUUCGGAGAUUGGAGGAGAAUUGAGUCAGACUGUUUGUACUUGAGAGAUAAACGUGAUUUUGAUAAUUUAACUGUUUUAUCAAAGAUUUCAAACCGAAACUCUGUUAACCAUAACUUAAAUCUUGCUGAUGAAGGGUUAGUUGAGUGUUCUGGAAUUCUUGAAAAUUGUAAAUUCGUCUAUUUCCCUAAUCAUAACAACGUAAAAGAAACUGAAAGUUUGAGUCUAUUGGUACCUCUAGACAUAUUUCACUCAGAAAUGUACAACUCAACUGAUGUAAAUUAUAUUAAAGACAGUAAGGAAUUUGUUACACAUUUGAACAGUUUGGGGUUUAAUAAGAUAUUACUGUGCUCUGGUAAUAAUAAUGUAUAUAAUUUUUAUCAUAAUUUAUUAAAAUAUUAUUUGCUAUGCGGUUAUUUAUUUUUAAAAUUUAUGUAA